Knipowitschia caucasica is the source of this 600-nucleotide messenger RNA. NCBI's taxonomy places the organism in Eukaryota, Metazoa, Chordata, Actinopteri, Gobiiformes, Gobiidae. The record is from the annotation of a GenBank genome assembly.
AUGCAAGAGGGACACUACACCUCCCUCAGCGUCUUCUCCUCCUUCUACACCUCCCUCGGCAUCUUCUCCUCCUUCUACACCUCCCUCGGCAUCUUCUCCUCCUUCUACACCUCCCUCGGCAUCUUCUCCUCCUUUUACACCUCCCUCAGCAUCUUCUCCUUCUACACCUCCCUCAGCAUCUUCUCCUCCUUCUACACCUCCCUCAGCAUCUUCUCCUCCUUCUACACCACCCUCGGCAUCUUCUCCUCCUUCUACACCUCCCUCGGCGUCUUCUCCUCCUUCUACACCUCCCUCAGCUUCUUCUCCUCCUUCUACACCUCCCUCAGCAUCUUCUACUCCUUCUACAUCUCCCUCAGCAUCUUCUCCUUCUACACCUCCCUCAGCUUCUUCUCCUCCUUCUACACCUCCCUCAGCUUCUUCUCCUCCUUCUACACCUCCCUCAGCAUCUUCUCCUCCUUCUACACCUCCCUCAGCAUCUUCUCCUCCUUCUACACCUCCCUCGGCAUCUUCUCCUCCUUCUACACCUCCCUCAGCAUCUUCUCCUCCUUCUACACCUCCCUCAGCAUCUUCUCCUCCUUCUACAUCUUUUCAGUGACGUAA